AGAUUUUUUUUAAUUCCAAAAAACGCCUAUUUUUUUUUUAGGGCCACAGCCAUUUGACCUUGACUUUUCGCUUUGCGGCUCACAAAAAGUAAACAAACAUGGCAGCUGUUCAAGACUUUGGAAAUCGAGGGAAUGGCAUAGAUCGCGUCCCAAGACCAUUUGUUAUCGGUGUUGCUGGUGGCACUGCAUCAGGAAAGUCAACAGUAUGUGAGAAGAUAAUGCAGCAGCUAGGACAGACAGAUGUAGAUCGCCGGCAGCGACAAGUGGCAAUCAUUGGACAAGAUUCUUUUUAUAGGGUACUCAAUGAUGCAGAGAAAGAGCAGGCAGCUAAAGGACAGUUUAACUUUGAUCAUCCAGAGGCUUAUGAUUUUGACUUCAUGUAUGAAACUAUGCAGAAAGUGGUGCAAGGAAAAACAGUGGAAGUGCCAUCCUACGAUUAUGUUACAAACUCCAGGAGAAGUAAUAAUCUUGCAAUUUAUCCAGCUGAUGUUGUGCUGUUAGAAGGAAUUCUUGUAUUCUACUGGCCGGAGUUAAGGAACAUGUUUCAUAUGAAGCUGUUUGUAGAUACAGACCCUGAUACUAGGCUUAGCAGGAGAGUUCUGAGAGACACCAAAGAGAGAUGCCGUGACUUGGAUCAGACUUUAAAUCAAUACACAAACCUAGUUAAACCAGCAUUUGAGGAAUUUUGUCUUCCAACCAAAAAGUAUGCAGAUGUUAUUAUCCCAAGAGGGGCAGAUAAUACAGUUGCAAUUGACUUGAUAGUUCAACAUAUACAAGAGCUGCUGCGUCCGCAACCGCGUGAAACACCUAGACGAUCACGGCAUAAUUCUGAUUCAUUUGUUGGGAGACCACACUAGCAGUAUUGUGUACAUCUGUAGAAGCUAGAAAUAUUGACUCUGUCAAAGUGCAAUCUUCUUGAAAUAUUUUGGACAGUCUGAUGUAAUGUCUAUCCAGUACGUGUAUUUUUAUGACCCUACUGUUAGAAACCUGUGGGGCAUAUAGUGUUUGCACUGUCAUUCGUUGAUCACUCUUGCUUACCGGUACUCAACUCCUGCCUCAUUUUUUAUCCAAUUCAAAUGAAACUUGAUAUACAUAAUCAACAUGAAGUGGACAUGGGUAUAUUAUUUCUUAAGUUAUGCUCAAUAAUUUAAGACUAAGCUGUAUAACAACUAUUCUGUACAUAAUUUACUCAACUCGUGAAGUUGCCAUCCAAUUCCAGUGGAACUUGGUAUCCAUGCAUAUAUUACUUGGAAUUUCAUAUCAGAUUUUUUCAUCUGUUGACUCCUUUUUUUGGCUUUAUGUUUUAUUCCAUCAAGGAAUUUCAGGGGGCAUGUGUCAUAGUGUUGAAAUCAUUUUUGUUUAUGUUACUGUUAUUUUGUAGUUUUGUAACAUAAGAUAUAGUAGACACAUGAUAGACUGGUGUCACUUAUCUUCAGAUUCAAGCCUUUACUCACCUGUUUAACCAUUAUCAUGCUGGACACGAUUGAUUCUGCCUUUGCGACCAGUGUAGAUCAUGAUCAGCCUGCACAUCCAUGCAGUCUUACAAAAAUCUGCACUGUUCGCCAUUCAGUCAGCACCCUUUUUAACAGCUAAUAGUAAUGUUCAGAUUGAAAAAUGGAUAAGUUCAUUAUAGAAAUUUAGCAAGGUAAGGGUUAAUUUGUUAUAAGUCUAAUGGCAGUUAUUAUGUAUUUCACAACAUGUUACUUUUGAUCCUGCAAUAAGUUUUAAAGUACCAGAGAGUUUUUCUUGCAGCCUGGUAGAUAAAUAGUAGACAAUAUGGAGUACAUGCAGUAAAAUCUAUAAGUAAAUCCUAAGAUAGAAGUGCCUGUUUGAUUAGUUUGUUAAUGAGAGGUAAUGUUAUGCACAUGCCCCUUAUAACACUGUAAGUGGAACUGAAAAUGUUCUAUUUCCUUUUGUUACAAAAGUCAUACAUUAAAUAGAUUCCAAAUGACCAGCAAAUACUUCAGCAGUAGUUCUAAGUUUGAGCAGACUUCUUAUGACCCUUGUGUUGCAAUAAGAUAAUUCUCGUUGGCAAGGAAAUACCUUUUUAAGAAUAAUAUGUACACCCACAUUGACAAUGACAAACACCUUGUGUAAAUAAAUAAUGGAAAUACCCUACUAAUUUCUAUGUAUAUAUAAAUGUCAUUUAUAUAAAAUCAUACAUUGCCUAUAAACAUAAGUUUGAUUUAAUCACUUUAUUGGUUGGUUCGGGGUAGGGCAGGUGUUUGAAUGUAAAAACCUAUAUAUAUGAAAACAAAACUAGAUUUCUUGCUACAUUAAUGGAGGAAGGAGAUUAAUAGCAUGCUUUACAUCCAUCAUUGGUGUUAUACAAGGCAAAGGACAAAAAAUUGUCAUUAAUAACAGUGUCAGGGGUUGUGCUAGUUAUACAGUUUGUAAGAGUGGUUUGGGUGUAUUUUUGUGGAUAUUGCUUCUGUGUCUGAGUCAGUAAAUGAUCUAUUGUAUGCAAUUUGUAUAGAAACCCAAUUUUAUGUAUAUAUAGACUCAUUAUGAGAUGCUCCAUUGUAAGUAUUAUAUCAUGUUGAUGAACUGAUAUACUGAGUCAUUUUUGUUGUUGUUUUUUGUUGUGUAUUUUGUUAUUUACUGCCCAUUCUAUAUAUGCUGGGUAUGAUUAUUUGUAAGGCAGCUUAGAUGACAGUAGCUACUGGUUAGUUGCUUGUUGUUGUUUGCCAUUUAUACCUUGUAGUGAUAAGGUAUAUUUCUUUUUGUAAUUUAAAAUGAAUAUAAACACAAUUUUUAACCAAUGAGAAAUUAAGUUAAAACUUGUAUUUAUUUACUCUAGGAAGGACUGAGGUGUGGUCAUUUGCACCUGUUGAUUUUUCGGUUGGUUCUUUGUUAAAUUUGAUUGGUUUAGGUGAAAUAUUUUGGCACAUAGUAAGAUGACAGCCUUUGUUCAUUGGUAAAUUUUUUGAAUAAAAUGCUUUCUUAUUGAAAGAAUGCCCAUAUGUAGGGGAUAUAAUCUGUAACAAGUAAGAAGGAAACUAUCAACACUGGGCUCCAAAAGCCUGUUGUUAAUGCAGUAAACAAUUCUGAAAUUGCAUUAAACAUUCAAAUAGAUUGUUAAUAUUUCAUGCAACUUCAUGCACAAUGAAAUGCAAAUAGAAUGCAUUAUAGAAACAUGUUCCAUUACAGAUUGAAACAGAAUGCAUUCAAAUACAGAUUUAAGUGGGGCACAUCCCUGAAUGACUUUAUACAGUAUGUAUCCAAUUUAAUAGACUGCAUUCCUGACAUCAAGCCAUUUGGCUUUGGCACCAAGUCAAGAGAUCCAUUGUUGUUUAUGUAACUUGGGUGCAAGCUGUAUUUACAGUUAUUUCUUGUAAAGACAUUUCUGCAAAGUAUUCUAGACUUUUUGUAUGACACAUUAAGGAAAAGGUAACAUAAUUAUGUAAAGACCAUUUUGUGUAAAUAAAAAUCUCAAAUAUUAUAAAAUGCAUAUUAAAUGUUUUUCAGCAUUAUUUAAGGCUUUGACAGGCAGCUACCUUCUGCAAGCCAGCUGGAUGGCUUCUUCAAACAAAAUACCUCUAUACCUCACCUGAAAUAAUGCUUAGAGGAACACCUGGGGUCUUCUUCCACCAAUAAAAGUUGUAAAGUCAGCAGUUAGCAUAUAACCUUAAAAUACAUUGAUGUGACGUUACAUCUUUCAAAAAAGUUAAACCAACGCCGCCCCCCCCCACUUCCAUUGCCCAGGAAUUAAGUGGGCAUACAUAUGUUACCUUUUCUUGACAUGUAGUACAGUAUACCAUUUAAGUCGAAAUGGUUAUCUUAAUUAAAUUCUUGAGAUUCUCAUUAUUUUAGAGUUUGAAUCCAAUUAUUUUUAAGAAAUAUUCACUACAAUACAGUUAUCUAUUCACGGUGAUGUAUGAUACCAGUUAAAAGUUAAAAUGAACUAACUGUAUGGCUAAAACCUGGCGAUAAGUCGUUUUGUUGUAAUAUCAAUUUACAAGGUAAAUGCAGAAGAGAUUUGUCUUGUUUAAAUAUAAUAUGUGUGAUCUGGUACAAAUAACAUUACCUUUAAAUUUCGGCUGAAGUAGUGGAUCUGAAUUUAUAUUAUUAGACUUAAAACAUUUUGUCAUGGUGUCAUGUAAUCUGAUUAAAUUCUCGAUCUUUUCGUACACUCGUGCGUAGCGUCAUUGAGAAGAUGAUUUUAAUCAGAUUGGGUGUCAUACAGCGUGCAUGUAUUUGACAAUUUUAUUUUCACAGUCAGAUAAGCUCUCCCAGCAAUAAUCUAAUUUUUAAGUGACUUGAUAGGUAGGACUAUCUACAUGAGGGGCGAAAUGAAAAUUAAAUAUGAAGUUGCAGUAAAACUUAAACAGCUUGCUUAAGAAUGAUCAUUUCAAGACUUUAGUAUUGUAUGUAGUCUUAAAUGUUAUAAAUAAACACUCAGAGUUUUUAUACGCCCGAAGGGACGUAUUAUGUUAUACCUCCGGUGUCCGUCUGUCUGUCCGUCCGUCCGUCCGCCCGUUAGCAAUUUCGUGUCCGCUCUGUAACUCUUGAACCCCUUGAAGGAUUUCAAAGAAACUUGACACAAAUGUUCACCACACUGAGACGAUGUGCAGAGCGUAUGUUUUGGAUGUCUCACUUCAAGGUCAAGUUCACACUUAGGGUUCAAAUGUCAUAUGAGUGUGUUUCGUGUCAGCUCUGUAACUCUUGAACUGCUUGAAGGAUUUCAAAGAAACUUGGCACAAAUGUUCACCACACUGAGACGAUGUGCAGAGCGGAUGUUUUGGAUGUCUCACUUUAAGGUCAAGGUCACAGGGUUCAAAGGUCAUAUGAGUGUGUUUCGUGUCCGCUCUGUAACUUUUGAACUGCAUGAAGGAUUUCGAAGAAACUUGGCACAAAUGUUCACCACACUGAGACGACGUGCAGAGGGCUUGUUUCGGAUGACUAGAUUCAAGGUCAAGGUCACACUUAGGAGUCAAAAGGUCAUAUAUGACUUUGCUGUGUCCGCUCUCUUGAACUGCUUGAAUGAUUUCAAAGGAAUUUGGCACAAAUGUUCACCACACUGAGGCAACAUGCAGAGCGCACGUACUGGAUGACUCACCUCAAGGUCAAGGUCACACUUAGGGGUCAAAGGUCAUAUAUGACUGCUUUGUGUAUACUGCUCUGCAUUGAAGUGCUCUUGUUUAUCCCCCCACCAAAGGUGAAGGGGAUAUUAGAAAUGCUCUCCGUCCGUCUGUCCGUCCGUCCGUCCGUGCGUGCGUCCGCAACGAUCUUUGUCCGGACCAUAACUCCAAAAGUACUUGAGGGAUUUUCUUCAAACUUCAUACACUGAUAGAACACAUUGGGAGGAAGUGCAGUGUGCAAGAACAAUAACUCUACCUUGCCUAUUUUUUGAGUUAUUCCCCUUUAUCUUAUUUUCUUAAAAAAUUUUGUCCGGAGCAUAACUCCAAAAGUACUGGAGGGAUUUUCUUCAAACUUCAUACACUGAUAGAACACAUUGGGAGGAAGUGUAGUGUGCAAGAACAAUAACUCUACCUUGCCUAUUUUUUGAGUUAUUCCCCUUUAUCAUAUUUUCUUAAAACAUUUUGUCCGGAGCAUAACCCCAAAAGUACUGGAGGGAUUUUCUUCAAACUUCAUACACUGAUAGAACACAUUGGGAGGAAGUGCAGUGUGCAAGAACAAUAACUCUACCUUGCCUAUUUUUUGAGUUAUUCCCCUUUAUCAUAUUUUCUUAAAAAAAUUUGUCCGGAGCAUAUCUUCUUCAUGCAUGGAGGGAUUUUGAUAUAUCUUGGCACAAAUGUUUACCACCACGAGGCGGAGUGUCAUACGCAAGAACCAGGUCCCUAGGUCUAAGGUCAAGGUCACACUUAGAGGUCAAAGGAUACAAGAAUAAAAACCUUGUCCGGAGCAUUUCUUCUUCAUGCAUUGAGGGAUUUUGAUAUAACUUGGCACAAAUGUUCACCACCACGAGACGGAGUGUCAUGCGCAAGAUCCAGGUCACUAGGCCUAAGGUCAAGGUCACACUUAGAGGCCAAAGGUCAGAUACAAGAAUGACUUUGUCGGAAGCAUUUCUUCUUCAUGCAUAGAGGGAUUUUGAUGUAACUUGGCACAAUUAUACACCAUCAUGAGACUAAGUGUCAUGCGCAGUUCCCUUCUUUAGAAUUACUUCCCUUUGUUGUUACUUAAAAUAGCUUUUAUUGUAACUUUUUCAUUACUAGUCGUAGGGAAAAAUCGAGACCACUUUUCUGUAGUACAACAAACAUGCUAAAUCCAAUUUUGAGGUGUAUUUUGACCAGUCUCUUCCUGAUGUUACUCUCCAGUUUUAGGUGUAUUUUAUUAAUUUUAUUAUAUAUAAGGUAUCUCUACCUAGUAAGGAGUUUUUUUGUGGACUUUAAAAAACAAAAGACUUACAAUGAUUACUAAACAACCACAAAAUUAACAUUCCAUUUGCAAAUACAGCUGCUAGAGUAAAGAAAUUUGCUUUGACGGGCAUAUAUUGUGACAUUCUGGCACUCUUGUUCCCUGUUAGCUUUCCAUUCCUUCUUUUUACAGUAGCCAUAUAGAAAAACAUCAUAGCUAUACUCUUCAUGAAAAUUAAUAAAAUUUAGCAGUAAACCACCUCACUACUGACUUAUUCUUUCUUCCACAUCUUAAAACCCCUGAUGCGGACCACAUCCUUCAAUUAUGAUAUGCCCGGUGGGGGGAUUAGCCAUGUCUGACAUGGCUCUUGUUUUUAUUUGGCAGAACCCUUUUUUGUUCUCUUACAAUAAUUUUUUUAUGAAUUACUUCCCUUUUUUAUUACUAAAAAUAGCUUAUUUUGAAACUUUUUUAUUAUUGGCCGUAGGGAAAAACCGAUACCACUUUUCUGUGGUAUAACAUGGAUGGUACAUUCAAUUUUUAGAUGUUUUUUGAAAUUACUUUACCUGGUAAGAAUUGGGGGGUUUUUUUGGACCUAGAAAUUGUUUUUUGAUUUCUUCUUUUUGUUGUUCCAGACCUUUUGACUUCAACAGUCAAGUUCUUUAAAUUUUGCUCUCAUCCUCUGAUGUAACCCUUCGGGCGUAUAUUGCCCCGCUUGGCGGCGCUCUUGUUUUCCAUAGUACUGUCUCUGUAACAGGGUUAGGUAAACACAUCAGUGAUUCUCUGAAUGUUAAUGACUUGUGUCUUCCGAUUGACUAGAAUGGAUGGAUUGCUAAUGGAACACUAAAACAGAGCACAAGGAAGCGUUUUGAUUGUUUAUUUUGUAUUUACACAACAUUUAUUUACAAACAUGUUUUGGAUUUUUUGUUUUGUGACUAUUUUAAUCAAAAUAUCAGAUAUGUUGCAAAUUGUCAUAUUUUCAUUUAGCUCACCUUAGCACAAAGUGUUAAGGUAAGCUGUUGUGACCGCCCUAUGCCUGUUGAUUUGUGGCACAAGUUUGUUUCAAUAGUUUAUUAUUAACACUUUAGUUUUCAUAGUUUAAGCAAAUUUUAAUGAAAUUUUGUCAGAAUGUAAGCGGAAAUAAAAGUUUGGAUAAUUGGGGCAUUGAGAUUUAAAACUAGGUCACUAGGUCAAAUCAUAGAAAAAAUGUUAAUACUGUUCGUCACACUCAGAAAACGUGGUUAUGUACCUUAAUGAAAUAUAGGUUAGAAUGUUUGUCUUUAACAGGCCAGGUUCAAAAGUGGGUCAUCUAUAGCCAAACUUAGAUCACCAGAUUAGAUCAUAAACAAACUGGGUUAACACUGUAGAGGUGAAAAUUUUACAUGAUUUACAGCCAAACUUAGCUCACCAGAUUAGAUCAUAAACAAACUGGGUUAACACUGUAGUGGUGAAAAUUUUACAUGAUUUACCUAAAACAUAGAAUAUUUGCCUUAAUGAAAUAAAAAUAGUGGACACUAGGUCAUCUGUGGUAAGCUCUAGGCCAGGUGAGCGAUGUAAGACAUUCAUUACCCUAUAGUAACAUCAAACUUCUUAUUUAUCUACGAUAUGUUGUCACAUUUUAGUUAUUCAAUCAUUUGAUUGUGUGUUUUAAGACUUAAUAGAUCUCAAUUGUUUUAAUGUCUGACAAUUUCAUUUUUAUACUGUAUAUAUAGCAUUUGUUUUGAUGUGCAUGAAGAUGAGAUCCACUGUGUUCCUUCAGUCAAUUUCACUUGACAAUAAAGUGAAUAAAAACAUA
This is a messenger RNA of Mercenaria mercenaria, 8110 nucleotides long. Its product is annotated as uridine-cytidine kinase 2-like. The record is from RefSeq and is a predicted model, not a curated record. Lineage: Eukaryota; Metazoa; Mollusca; Bivalvia; Venerida; Veneridae. The transcript is spliced from 7 exons. Gene Ontology annotation, cellular component: cytoplasm; cytosol. The coding region runs from base 99 to 857 and encodes 252 amino acids. Gene Ontology annotation, molecular function: ATP binding; kinase activity.